Molecule: messenger RNA, 3672 nt
Organism: Trichechus manatus latirostris (Florida manatee)
Lineage: Eukaryota; Metazoa; Chordata; Mammalia; Sirenia; Trichechidae
Gene: PAFAH2
Product: platelet activating factor acetylhydrolase 2
Exons: 10
Coding region: 128-1306 (392 amino acids)
Molecular function (GO): 1-alkyl-2-acetylglycerophosphocholine esterase activity
Source: RefSeq, a predicted model, not a curated record
GAGGGGUGGCUCUUACGUAAGCAACAGGAAGCUAAGUGGAAAUCAGCAAGAGGCUGUUUUAUGUUCCACCCUCCAGCUAUCAAGUUGAUUACUGCCCAAGUCGUCAUUUGAUUCAGCUGGUAAUGAAAUGGGAGUCAACCAGUCUGUGGGCUUUCCACCUGUAACAGGACCUCACCUCGUAGGCUGCGGGGAUGUGAUGGAGGGUCAGAGUCUCCAGGGGAGCUUCUUUCGACUCUUCUACCCCUGCCAAGAGGCAGAGGAGACCAUGGAGCAGCCCCUGUGGAUUCCCCGCUACGAGUACUGCUCUGGCCUGGCCAGUUACCUGCAGUUUAAUAAGCACUGGGGAGGUUUGCUGUUCAACCUGGCUGUGGGAUCUUGUCGCCUGCCUGUCAGCUGGAAUGGCCCCUUUAAAUCAAAGGACUCUGGAUACCCCUUGAUCAUCUUCUCCCACGGCCUGGGAGCCUUCAGGACAUUGUAUUCAGCCUUCUGCAUGGAGCUGGCCUCCCGUGGCUUUGUGGUUGCUGUGGCAGAGCACAGGGACCAGUCAGCUGCGACCACCUAUUUCUGCAAGAAGGCUCCAGAGAAGAACCAGACCAUCAAUGAGUCGCUGGAGGAAGAAUGGAUCCCAUACCGUCAACUUGGGGAAGGGGAGACGGAAUUCCAUGUUCGGAAUCCCCAGGCACAUCAGAGGGUGAAUGAGUGUGUACGGGUGUUGAGGAUCCUGCAAGACGUCACUGCUGGACGGACUGUCCUUAACAUCUUGCCUGGUGGGUUGGAUCUGAUGACCUUCAAGGGCAGCAUUGACAUGAGUCGUGUGGCUGUGAUGGGACAUUCAUUUGGAGGGACCACAGCUAUUCUGACUUUGGCCAAGGAAACCCAGUUUCGGUGUGCUGUGGCUCUGGAUGCUUGGAUGUUUCCACUGGAACGUGGCUUUUACCCCAAGGCCCGAGGCCCGGUAUUCUUCAUCAAUGCUGAAAAAUUCCAGACAGUGGAGAGUAUCAAUUUGAUGAAGAAGAUAUGUACCCAGCAUGAACAAUCUAAGAUCAUAACUGUCCUUGGUUCUGUUCAUCGGAGUCAAACUGACUUUGCCUUUAUGACUGGCAGUUUGAUUAGUAAAUUCUUCUCCUCUCAAACCCGUGGGAGCUUGGACCCCUAUGAAGGUCAGCAGAUCGUGGUGCAGGCCAUGCUGGCCUUCCUGCAGAAGCACCUUGACUUGAAGGAGGACUAUGAUCAGUGGAACAACCUCAUUGAAGGCAUUGGACCAUCACUCACCCCUGGGGCCCCACACCAUCUGUCCAGCCUGUAGACACAAGUAGCCAUUUUCAAAAGUUCACUUGAGCUGAGUUUCCAUUUGAGGGCUGCCCAGGAGCACCCAUAAUCUUCCACCAGGAAAUGGUUAACAUGACCCUUCACAGAGAGAGUGCUGAUUGGGUAACUGGGGGCUUUAAUCUUGGACUUGCUGGUCUUCCACUCAUGCUAGGGCUUGAAUCACUUGCUGAUUGGCAGACUGACUUUCUGGGGCCUGAGCCCUGAUGGUAUGGGGAACAAGCAGCGGGGCAGGACUCAAAUUGAACACUAUUUCAUGGCCAGAGUGUACAGACUUAGCCAGGGAACCUACUGCCUCACCUUGGGCUAGUGUGACUUCUGCAGUUGAAAAGAAGCCAAAGGAUGGACCGGAAAUCCUCUCCUUCAGGACCUCUCGCCCAACCUGGCACUAUCUCUUCUUACCUCUCAGCCUUCUCUUACCCAGGGCCACUUGGUGAGUUCUGAACACUUUAGGCAAAUUUCUAGAAUAUGAACCAUCUUCAAAUAUUCUGUUUAUUUUCGAGCUUUCCCAUUACAUGAAACUGGGCACUUAGUACUAAGUUAUACUUGUGAGCCAUGAGGUGUGGAUAGCACUGUCCUGAUAACACAGGAAGAGAAGCUGAGGUACAGAGGGGUACCUCAGAAGCUCUGGAUGUCUUUGGGGUUUUGCUAAAAAUAUAUUUUAACAGGAAAUUAACACAAGUAGGUUGAGAUAGGGAAGAUAGAAUAACAGUGUUAAGCAGCCGUUUGCACAGGCCCUUGCCACAAGAGCAAGGAAUUUUGUCAGCUAGAAGUCAGGAGGCCAUCCCUGGCAGGGUCUAAGAACAACUUGCUCUUGCUUCUUACCUCAGAUAUUGUGAGCCUCCAACUUGCUCAGAAUCAGGGUCCUUUGGUUGUCUGUUUUCUAGCUCUGAGGCUCCAGCCCCAAAUUUAAGUCAGGAUAUAGGGUGCAUUUCCAUUCUGUUCCUUUUUUGGUAUUUUAUAAUAUGAAUGAUAUUAAUACUCAUGUUUGCCUAAGGAUAUGUUGGACUAUUCUUUUUAUUUAAUCUGCACUAGAGCAAGAUGGGGAGCCAUCUGGAAAUGGCUUUACCGUCUGUCUUUCUUUGUUCACUUACCACUUGGGCUCCUGUGGAAAAAAAAAAUUUAAAAGGAAAGGAAGUUUUCCUAGGGAUCUAGUUCAAAGCUAUUUGGGAACAUCAACCUGAAACACCCCUCUCCGCUACUCUAAACUUCUUACCUCAGUGCAAGUGGGGGGCCUCAGAGGAAGCAAGAGCAAAGGGCGAAUAUGUCUCUACAGUAAGCCCAAGGUGAGUGCUACCAAAGUAAGUUGGGACUAGGUCUCCCAGCUCUCAACAGCUGUUCUUUCUAAGAGACGAAACAGCAGAUCCAUUGAGACUGUAACCCUUGGAAGGAUGUGUAGAUUCUAGUGCGAUAUAGCAGAAGGAGGGUAUCAUUAAAGCCCUGGGCUCUAGAGUUAUAUAGCCUCGCUCUGAGUUCUGGCUCCCCAACUCCUAACUGGGUAAAUCUGAGGAAAUUGUAUGCUCUUUAUAAUCUCUAAAGUGAGAUCUGCAUUAUGAAUAGUUAGGAGGGUUAAGUGAGAGGGCGUAUAACCCAUGGAUUAAUUAAAAGUAUCUUUCUUACUUGCCAAACGUAAGAUUUGUCUAUUUAUUUACAGUUACUGUUUUCUAGUUUAAUUGCUUUGUGGUCUGAGAAGAUGACCCAUGUAGUCUCCACCCGCCAAGAUUUGUGGAAACUUGUUUGUUGGCCCAGUGUGAGGUCAGUUUUGUAAAUGACCCAUGUAUGCUUAAAAAGACUGCAUAUUUUGAAGUUGUUGGCUUGCUGUUUUACUCCACAACACACCAUGGAUUUCCUAUUAUGAGAGCACACACAGAUAUAUAACGGGGCCUUCCAACUCCCAAAUGGGAACCAGAGCCCCUCAGCACUCGCAGAAGCAGCCCCAGGCCAAGCCUGAGUAGAUGCCAUACCUUGUGCAUGGAGCCGACUCCGCAAGUGCUGAGGGGCUAGUUCUAGCAAUAGUAGCACGAGACCUAGCUUCUACCAUAGACUCAACUAAUGCAGAUACAUGUAAAGCCCUGAGCAGGAGACCUGGAACUUCCCCAGAGAAAGACAUUCACAAACUGAAUUCAUUUCCUCCGUUCAGCUUCUGUUCUGGUAAUGACUUGUUUAUCUGGCAACAUUGGAGUAGGUGGAUUUUCCAUGUAACUGAAAAUUAUCCUUUAAGUCCCAAAAUGUAAUACUGACUAUAUUGAAUGGUAGUCUACAAAAUAAUAAUAAUAACGCACAUACCACCAAAUCAAAGUGAACAACUUCCUAAUCAAAGUGAACUUUUUAGGAUGUUUCCAUCAG